This is a messenger RNA of Castor canadensis (American beaver), 2701 nucleotides long. Lineage: Eukaryota; Metazoa; Chordata; Mammalia; Rodentia; Castoridae. The record is from RefSeq and is a predicted model, not a curated record.
CCCAAGUGCUGGGACUACAGAUAUGAGCCAUCAUGCCUGGGCUUUGUUUUAACUCACAUGCCUCUAGCAAGUCUCACAUCUUAAGACAAAUCAUUUUGUAGCAGCCCAUGAGUUAUAAAUAAGUUCUACUUCUCACUGCAUUAACUGCUUCACCCACUUGGCACUGUCCAAUGUCUGCCUCUUAACAAGUCUUACCACCAUCAUUUAAAAAUUUAUUACUCACCAGGAACUAUAAUAAGUGCUUUGCAAACUACUAUUAAUUAUAAUGAAUAUUUACUUUAGAUUUACCAUAUGCAGGUCUUUGCUAAAGGCUUUACAUGCAUUAUCUCAUUUAUACUCAGAUUGAUGAUGUGCCCAUUUUAAAAAUGAAACAAGACACAGAUUAAUACAGUUGUCCUAGGGACUGAGGAUGUGAAUCAGUUGCAAAGUGUUUCCCUUGCAUGCACAAGGCCCUGGGUUUGAUUCCCAUCACCGCAAAAGAAAAAAUACCAGGUCUAUUAAGUAGCAGAGCUUGAACUCACUCUGCCUGAUACCAAUAUUAAUCCUCUUUAAUCACUAGAUUUUUUGGGGGGGGCGGUACUGGUGUUUGAACUCAGGGCCUCACACUUCCUAGGCAGGCUCUUACCACUUGUGCAACUACAUCAGCCGUUUUUGUGAUGGUAUUUUUGAGAUAGGGUCUCAUGAACUAUUUGCCCAGGGCUGGCUUCAAACUGCUAUCCUCCUGAUUUCUGUCUCCCAAGUAGCUAGGAUUGCAGGUGUGAGCCACUGGCACCUGGCUAAUCACUAGAUUGUAUAGACUCUUUCUUGUAGUAAUAAACAUUGAGUGGAUGAACUCACUUAUGUGUCAGUUUUUUCCAGGGUGUGCAUCUACUGGUCCCUCAAUCAUAAACUUCAGAGAGAAAUCCACAGUGCUCCAGCAACUGGCUCAUACCUGUUCUAAAGCACUUAUCUGUUUGUAUUGCAUGAUUUGUUUACACAGUCAAUUUUCCCUAUAUUGACUUCUUCAAGGCCAGAGACUGUCUUGCUCAUUUUUAUGUUCCCAAGGAUUAGCCAGUUCCUGGCAAACAGGUGGGAAUUGAAACAGUUUGCUAACUGAAUGAAUGAAAGACCUAAUCAAAUCACCUCUCUUCAAUGCUGCACAACACAGCAGAGCUCCAGCUCAGAUAUGGGUUGAAAGACCAAAGCCAUGUACCUGUAGGGCUCAGCUCUCAUAACUCUAGAGACCCUGGUCAUACCAGGGUAUAUUGUUUAGUGGUUGCAUUCAGAAGGGGGAGGAAGGCCCCAACCAGGUAAGUAAUCCAGGCUUGGGUUGGAAAACACGGUUGAAGUUACUUAUUAGCAGGUAAAAGGGUCAAGGGUCGAAGCACGAGGGCUGGAAGCAUAGUCAACUGUGCAGCAGUGGAGAACACAGCAGUUAAGGCACCAGUUGCCCCACACAGAGCACCAGCUCCCUCCUGCCUGAAGAUGUUCCACCAAAUUUGGGCAGCUCUGCUCUACUUUUAUGGCAUUCUCCUUAACUCCAUCUAUCAGUGCCCUGAACAUAGUCAACUGACAACUCUGGGAGUGGAUGACAAAGAGUUCCCAGAGCCCCACCUAGGUCAGUGGUACUUUAUCGCAGGAGCAGCUCCCACCAAAGAGGAGUUGAUGACUUUUGACUCUGUGGACAACAUUGUCUUCAAUAUGACUGCUGGCUCUGCCCCAGUGCAGCUCCAGCUUCGUGCUACCAUCCGCAUGAAAGAUGGGCGCUGUAUCCCCCGGCAAUGGAUCUACUACUUGACUGAAGGGAGUACGGAUCUCAGAACUGAAGGCCGCCCUGACAUGAAGACUGAGCUCUUUUCCAACUCAUGCUCAGGUGGAAUCAUGCUGAAAGAGACAGGCCAGGGUUACCAGCGCUUUCUCCUUUACAAUCGCUCGCCACAUCCUCCUGAGAAGUGUGUGGAGGAAUUCCAGUCCCUGACCUUCUGUUUGGAUUUCAAAGCCUUCUUACUAACUCCCAGGAAUCAAGGUGAGGGGUUAAAGUCUUCCAUAAGAGGCCUGGGACUCACCAUGUCUUCUGCAGGUACUAGAUGAAAGAAGCUCAUGCAGUGUAACCAGAGGGCAUAGCCAAAGGCAGACAUCAUCAGAGUGGCUAUGUUGACAUUUCCACUUUUCAUAGGCUAGGAUGACACCAAAGGGAUGUGGCUAAGAGCUGUGGUGUCACCUGAGGGAAACUGGAAGGAGCCUGGGCUACUCAAAAGAUAGGUUUGCAAGUGUGCAGUAGAUAAAGGGGGCAGAGGGUAAGCAAUGGAGGGGAAAAGGCAUCCAAGACCCCUUCUUUGACACCGGGAAAUGAGGAACACAUUCUCUUCCAUCCUAUUCCACCAACCCUGUUUCUCUUCCUUUCCAUCCUCUAUUUUUCCCCUCCUACCAUCACAGAGAACUGCGAGCUAUCCAGUAACUGACCUGUAACUUCACCUGUGCCCCCAGACCAAUAUGAUAGGACCUGAGUUGCUGGAGGGAGGAGAAGCUGGAGUUUUUCAACUCCUUUCAAGGAUAAUAAAGAUGAUUUUUCAGUCUUCGUCUUGUUACAGGUUUUUUUCUCCAGGUAUCGAUGUCACUCUCCCCAUUUCAACACUCCCCUUGAACCUUCUACUACCUAACACCCCAGAUGGACAGCAUCAGGAAAGACAUGAGUAGCAGUAACCUCUCACAUUGUAGUGGU